GACUGUACCACCACAACCUAUAGUUGUAGUACAACCCAGACCACAACCUACACAACCCGAACGUCCUAUUAUUACAUUCAACACACCCAAACCGACUCCCAGAACACCAUCUACUGCUAUACCAGUCUACAAACCAUCGACUCCACGUCCAUUCCAGACGCCGUCGACAUUCAAACCCAUAUACGUACCCGAAACAAUCACGAACCCUGCGCCCCAUUACGUGCCCGAAACGAUCACGAACUCUGCACCUCAUUACGUACAGCCAAAACCGCAGCCACAGCCACAACCACGACCACAACCACAACAAAAACCACAACAACCACAACCACGACCACAGGCACAACAAAAACCACAACAACCACAACAACGACCACAAGCACACCCACAACCUUAUCCUCAACCAAAUGUAACACCACGUCCAUCUCCCCCACUUUCCUCCCGCAGCGAAACCUGCGUUUGUAA
Molecule: messenger RNA, 462 nt
Organism: Drosophila nasuta
Lineage: Eukaryota; Metazoa; Arthropoda; Insecta; Diptera; Drosophilidae
Product: integumentary mucin C.1-like
Exons: 1
Source: RefSeq, a predicted model, not a curated record